Molecule: messenger RNA, 1301 nt
Organism: Lathyrus oleraceus (garden pea)
Lineage: Eukaryota; Viridiplantae; Streptophyta; Magnoliopsida; Fabales; Fabaceae
Product: protein DMR6-LIKE OXYGENASE 2
Exons: 4
Coding region: 103-1134 (343 amino acids)
Source: RefSeq, a predicted model, not a curated record
CAAACAUCACCGAUGAAACUUGUUUACAAAUAGUCACAAGUUCUUGUCUUGCUACAUCAAUCAAUUGUCACAAAUCCUAGAAACUUUCGUUUACAAUAUAAUAUGGCCACAAUGAAGCCUUUAGUAACAGACCUUGCUUCCACCUUAAAUUAUGUCCCUUCAAAUUUCAUUAGACCCAUUGGUGACCGUCCAGAUCUUCAACUCCUAUCAUCCACUAAUGAUUCCAUUCCUAUCAUUGAUCUUCAAGGCUUAGAUUCCUCAAAUCGUUCUGAAAUCAUCCAAAAAAUUGCUCAUGCUUGUCAAAACUAUGGAUUUUUUCAAAUUGUGAAUCAUGGGAUUCCAGAGGAGGUGCUAGGUGAUAUGAUGAAUGUGUCAAAAAAGUUCUUUAAUAUGUCGGAGAGUGAGAGGAUGAAGAGUUACUUCGAAGAUCCAUUGAAGCCGACAAGACUUUCGACGAGUUUUAAUGUGAAGACUGAGAAAGUUUCAAAUUGGAGAGAUUUUUUGAGACUUCAUUGCCAUCCUCUUGAAGAUUAUGUUCAUGAAUGGCCUGCAAACCCUCCUUCUUUCAGGGAUGAUGUGGCAGAGUAUAGCAAGCAACUGAGAAACUUGGCAUUGAGAUUGCUGGAAGCAAUAUCAGAGAGUUUAGGUUUAGAAAAAGAUUACAUAAACAAAGCAUUAGGCAAACAUGGACAACACAUGGCUAUUAACUACUACCCUCCAUGUCCUGAGCCAGAACUAACAUAUGGUUUACCAGCACAUGCUGACCCAAAUGUUAUCACUAUUUUGCUGCAAAAUGAUGUUGUUGGUUUACAAGUUCUUAAGGAUGGUAAAUGGGUUACUAUAAAUCCUGUUCCUAACACCUUUAUUGUCAAUAUUGGUGACCAGAUUCAGGUGAUAAGCAAUGAUAGGUAUAAGAGUGUGCUGCAUAGAGCUUUGGUGAAUAGUGAGAAAGAGAGGAUGUCUAUUCCAACUUUCUACUGUCCAUCACCAGAUGCAAUCAUGAAACCAGCUCCUCAACUCAUAGACAAUGAUCAUCCUGCUCAAUACAAGGAAUUUGAAUAUAAUGAAUACUACAAGAAAUUCUGGAAUAGAGGGCUUUCAAAAGAAACAUGUGUGGAUAUGUUCAAAGCUUAAAUUGUUAGUUUCUAGAAUAUCUUUUUUUGAAGUAGACAAAAAUGAGCAAAUAAUGUCUUUCAUGUUUGGAACUCUAAUAAAAGAUCUUUAAAUGGAUUUUAGUUUAAUAAAAAUAUAUGAUUUGCAUCAAUGGAUUAGUUUAUUGAACAUGAUGAUAUGUUUUCCGA